Messenger RNA from Zygotorulaspora mrakii, 813 nucleotides. It is a transcript of the gene ENT4, whose product is annotated as Ent4p. Bases 1 to 813 code for a protein of 270 amino acids. Gene Ontology annotation, biological process: endocytosis; actin filament organization. The transcript has a single exon. Gene Ontology annotation, molecular function: phospholipid binding; clathrin binding. Lineage: Eukaryota; Fungi; Ascomycota; Saccharomycetes; Saccharomycetales; Saccharomycetaceae. Gene Ontology annotation, cellular component: clathrin vesicle coat; endosome; plasma membrane. The record is from RefSeq and is a predicted model, not a curated record.
AUGCCGUUAUUGGAUUCUGUAAGGAGCUUCGUUCUAUCACCUACUGAAUUAAAGGUUAAGCAAGCAACUGACGAAGAUGAAAAUGCCGGAGCUACAGGUACAUUGAUGAAUGAGAUUUCAGUUUUGACGUACAGCCCCAAAACACUGAAAGAAAUAGUUCAAGUCAUCAGAAAAAGAUUGACAGGCCAUGGUAAAAAAAGCUCACAUAAAAACUGCAUCCACAUUUUAAAAACACUAACGCUGGUAGCUUAUUUGGUGAAUAACGGCUCUAGUGAUUUCAUAGCGUGGGCCAGAGGUAACCUUUUCAUUAUGGAAUGCCUCAAAAAUUCAGUGGUACAAGAAAAGAGAGACGAGAAAAUUGGGCAGCAGAUACAAUUCAUAGCUCAGGAUUUGUGCACCGUUUUGAAAGACGACGAGUUGCUUGAACAGAGACGUAAAGACGUCAUACAGUUUCGAUCGAGUAUAUCAUCUCCAGGAAGAAAAUCUACGGACAACAGCCAUCUGAAAAAGUGGCUACCGUCGAAUGCGCUUAUUAAAAGGGCAACUACUGCCAACAAGGGCGCGCGAAGUUCUGUCGAUCAAUCAAUGAGUCCCACGACGCUAAACGAGUACCAAUUCACUUCUAAUUCAAAUAACUUUUACCAGCGUGGCAUAACAAGUUUGGAUUUGAAAAGACGAUCGGGGAAAGCAUCGAUGGACCGCGCUUCUCGAUUCCCAUUGGAUCCUCUAGAGGAGGAAGAUAUGGGCGGAGAUCCACCUGAUACCAAUUCCUCAAAAAUGGUCUUUUUGCAGGAGGACAAUCCAUUCAGUUAA